This is a messenger RNA of Physcomitrium patens, 720 nucleotides long. Its product is annotated as V-type proton ATPase subunit F. Lineage: Eukaryota; Viridiplantae; Streptophyta; Bryopsida; Funariales; Funariaceae. Gene Ontology annotation, cellular component: proton-transporting V-type ATPase, V1 domain; membrane. Gene Ontology annotation, molecular function: proton-transporting ATPase activity, rotational mechanism. The record is from RefSeq and is a predicted model, not a curated record. Gene Ontology annotation, biological process: proton transmembrane transport.
CGCUCUCACUCUCACACACACACACACCCCCACACUCUCAGAGCACAUUGCUAUUAAUUCAUAGGCACGUUGUGUAGCAUUCGGGUCAAGCUCGCGUGGAGGAUUCGCAAUGGCAAGCGUUGCAGCGCAAGCGUCGUCACGGGGCUCAUCGCUCAUCGCCAUCAUCGCCGACGAGGAUACAGUAACAGGAUUUUUGCUAGCAGGUGUGGGCAAUGUAGACCUACGCCGAAAGACCAACUACCUAGUUGUGGACAACAAGACCACUGUGAAGCAAAUCGAGGAUUCAUUUAAGGAAUUCACCAACCGUGAGGACAUAGCUAUCGUUCUCAUAAGUCAAUAUAUUGCCAACAUGAUUCGCUUCAUGAUUGAUAGUUACUCUAAACCACUUCCAGCGAUACUCGAGAUACCAUCAAAGGACCAUCCUUAUGACCCAAGUCAAGAUUCGAUCUUGUCACGAGUGAAGCACAUGUUUUCAAGUGAUCCUUCUGAGGGUUCUGCCCGCAAAUGAGUUUUUUUCCAGAGGAUUUCGCAUGUUGUAUUGAGUUGUAUAGAAACCCGUCCUCUUAUAAGCAGGCGGUAAUUUAGUGUAAUAAGAAGACCUCAUGUUAAGAGUGCAUUGGAUCAUCGUCUUAAUUGUUUAAUUGUGCCGAGGCAUUUGUUCCACGCUACCCAUGUGUCCUUGGUAUUGUACCCUUAUCAAUCUCAAAAACUGUACUAUAA